CAAAUAAUUUGAGCAAUGAUGGAAGCUUUUUCCAUGAAGAGGUUAUAGCAUGACCGAAGAAUGGAAGAAGAUAUUCCAGUUUUCUCCUCCCUAAGUGAGGAGGUCAAGUAUUGGAAAGAUAGAGCGGCUGAAUACAAAGAAGGACAAGACAGCGUGCAAGCACAAUUUGAUGAAUUUGUCGAAGAUUCAAAAGAGUUAGAAGCUGAACUUGAAUCACAGUUGGAGCAGGCCGAAAAGAAGAUAAGCGAUUUGUCGAAGAUCAAACAGAGUUUCGAACUAGAGAAUGACAAAUUAAAGGACCGUCUCCAAGCAACCACAAACGAGUUUAGUUUCACAGUGAGUUCCCUGCAAGAUGAAGUCUCUGAGUACAGUGGUAAAAUCAGUGAUCUGCAGAAGUAUGUUCGAGAACUGGAGCACAAUAACGACAACCUUGAGAGAGGCAACAGGGCGAUGAUGUGUUCUUUGGAAGAUUUCGAAAAGAAACUCAACGAGGCUAUCGAAAAGAAUGCAUUGCUCGAAAAUGAAGUAGAAGACAAAGAAGGGUUGCAAGAUAUGGUACAAAGACUGAAGGACGAAUCUCGAGAUUUGCACACGGAGCUGUCGACGAUUCGUCGGAAGUCCUUCAACAAGAAACCAUCAGAUUUGGACUUGCAAUCUGGAAGUCCCGGCCCCGAAAGUGCCCCAAACACUCCAUCCAAGGAAGCCCCCAUCCAGAAUGGAUUCGUUAACGGAAUCCCUAUUUCCUCAUCAGCCAAAAUAUCAGCCCUAAACAUAGUGGGAGAUUUACUCAGAAAAGUUUCGGCCUUGGAGACAAAACUAGCGUCCUGUAGGAACAUAGUUCGCGAGCCGAGCAUGGCAGCAGGUCAGACCCCUGUCCAUCUGCGUCGCUCAUCACUUCUUCUCAACAGCAGUAACUCCCCACGCGGCUUGAAACGGACAAUGCAGCAGCCGCCCCCUGUCGAGAUGGGAACAGUCCGCAGCGAGGUCCGGGUGGGGUCAUCAAAAUAUCCGUGUGAAAAAAAAGAGCAUUUAUCAUCCAUUAUAUCAUGUACCUACCAUCAAACUUAAGCGUGAAGCGGAUAUCAAGCCAGAAUUAUUGUUAUUUCAAGUUCAAUAAAACACGCUUUGUUAUGUUUUGUAAAAAUAUCUUGAAGAAAAUUGUUAUAAAGUAUACGCUUUAGGUAAGUGUCAGGACAAUUGGAGAUAGGGGAAAUGGGUGAUGUUGGGUGGAUCACAAAGUAAAGACUGAAACUAGCUGAAAACAGUCAGUCAUCAUAAUAAUUGUAUCAACUUUUUAAUAAGUUUGUGUAUAACAUGUAACGGUAUAUUAAUUAACAGUGUUUGUAUUGCACUGGUUAUCUCUCACAUUUGUUAUUUGUAAGUGGUAUUAAUUUUUAAUUUCAACUGAAAUGAAUGUACAUGAUGUAUUUUGGGAGUUGAUCAAGCGGAGGGCAGUAUUAAUAAGAUAAUUAGGAAAGUUGUUUUUUAAUUUGUUUUGGCUGUCAGCUUUGCUUUUGAAAUGGCUGUCUAAGUUCAUAAACAAAUCCAAAAAAAAAUGACUGUGAAAACGAAAUGCACUUGAAACUUGUUCAUAAACAACGAGGCCUGUUAUUUUUAAGUUAAUUUUUAAGUGUUUGAAAAUACUAGUAUAAAUUAUUUAUUUAAUUUGUUUCAGUGUGUUAGUUGACUGUUCUUUUUCAUAAUAGCCUUGAAUUAUGUUUCACGCAACGUGUUAAAUUUACGAUACAAUAAAGAUUGAGAUCUCUUUGGAACUCCUACACGGUUUUAUUUUACCCGAAGUAAAAUUAACGUACACUGCGUGCCCCACCCUUGCUCUGGCCAUGCAAUGUAGUUUUUUAAGAUCGCUCGGCUAACAUAAAACCGUUAUCACACCCUUCAGUCUGGUUGAAAUGAUAACACGUUCAAAUAAUAGAUUUGUGUUAUUUAUCUAA
Messenger RNA from Bolinopsis microptera, 1952 nucleotides. RefSeq names its product nuclear distribution protein nudE-like 1. Gene Ontology annotation, cellular component: centrosome; kinesin complex; kinetochore. Lineage: Eukaryota; Metazoa; Ctenophora; Tentaculata; Lobata; Bolinopsidae. Gene Ontology annotation, biological process: microtubule nucleation; vesicle transport along microtubule; centrosome localization. Bases 61 to 1068 code for a protein of 335 amino acids. The record is from RefSeq and is a predicted model, not a curated record. Gene Ontology annotation, molecular function: microtubule binding. The transcript has 10 exons.